GUGACUAGCCCGCACAGUCGAUGCACAUUCAGGCCAGACCCAGUUUCCCUCGUAACCUGAAAAAUUUACCGAGCCCCGCUUUGAGCACAGACUCUACUUAUCGAUCCGUCUCACACGUGGAGUUGUUGAGAAGCAUUUAUAACGAGACAGUAACGGGAAGAUGGUUUCGGGAGAUGAUAUCAACGGGUCGGCGUAUAUUUUCGGAACUCUGGCCGUCGCCUCCGCAGCUAAAUAUGCAUUUGGUGCUUACACAAGAUGGCAGAAACUACAGCGAUUUGAAUUGGUGGGACGUGUUUCGGCAUUGAAUGUGUUCCCGGUCAAGUCGUGCGGAGGAAUCUCGGUACAGAGGGCGCUGAGCAGCCGUCUCGGGUUGAGAGUUCAAGGGGUCACUGACAGGCAUUGGAUGGUAACCAGACCGAAUGGCGACUUCCUCUCUCAAAGGCAGGCCCCGAAGAUGUCGUUGCUGAAAGUCAGUUUCCAUGGAGACCAGGUGUUUGUUGACGGACCAGGGAUGCCAACACUGAAACUACCCAUCAACCCCACGGUUGUCCCGUCCCUGGUGAAGAAAUGUCGUGUGUGGGAGUGGAGGACGGAGGGGCUGGACUGUGGACAGGAGGCUGCAGACUGGAUGUGCUCUUUCAUGGGACAGGAAGGACUCCGGGUACUGUUCUCGGCUCCAGGACUGCGAAAGAGGGAGUCCAGCGAGGAGAUAAAACCAUGGGGAAACCCUGCCCUUCUCGGUGACCAGUCAGCCUACAGCGACUUUGGAGCAUAUAUGCUUCUGUCGGAGGAAUCUCUGAACUUCCUCAACAGCAACCUCAACAAGAAAGUCACUAUGCGGAAUUUCAGGCCCAACAUCGUCGUCAGCACCAACGCAGCAGCGUUCGAUGAGGACAACUGGCAUGAAAUCAAGAUUGGAGACAAAGCCUACAUGAGGAUGCUGGAUCCCUGCACGAGGUGUACAAUGACUACAGUUAAUGGAGAUUUGGGAGAGAAAUCUAAAGACGGCGAACCAUUGGAAACUCUAAAACGUUUACGAUGUUUCCCGGCGUAUGGAGCGGCUCCCAUUUUCGGAGUGAACUGUGCGGUUGACGUGGAAGGAACAAUCAACGUAGGCGACCCAGUAUAUGCUUUAAGAAAGUGAAACAUUUAUGAGGAGACACAUCUUGAUAAUACGGGAUUGGGUCUUUCUUUCCGAAAAACACUAUGUUCUCUUUAAGCUAUAUCCGGCAUAUAAGAAAAACACUAUGUUGUCUCAAAGCAAUAUCCGGCAUAUAUAUAUAUAUAUAAGAAAAACGCCAUGUUCUCUUAUAGCUAUAUCCGACAUAUAAGAAAAACGCCAUGUUCUCUUAUAGCUAUAUCCGACAUAUAAGAAAAACGCCAUGUUCUCUUAUAGCUAUAUCCGACAUAUAAGAAAAACGCCAUGUUCUCUUACAGCUAUAUCCGACAUAUAAGAAAAACGCCAUGUUCUCUUAUAGCUAUAUCCGACAUAUAAGAAAAACGCCAUGUUCUCUUAUAGCUAUAUCCGACAUAUAAGAAAAACGACAUGUUCUUUUUAGCUAUAUCCGGCAUAUUUCCGGAUAAGGAACACAUUGACAGAUCCCUUAUGGAUAACUGAUGUUUUCACAUGUACCUGCAUGGCUUACUUUGGCCAUACGUUAUCGUGAACCUAACAUUAAAGUGGAUCAUUGUGCCAAAGUUGGCCCAAUGCUGGAUUCAACUUAGCAGUAAAUGAACUGAUGUACAAAAGAAACUACAAAUCUGGUGUUUGGGGAUUAUUUUUUCCUCCCAAAAAAUGUUGAUUGUGAAAAGUGUUUAUUGUUAAUUGUUGCCAUAAAUGGACUAUAAAUAAUUGCUCCGUACAUCGAAAACUCACGCGGUGUUGUCGGUGUUUACCGAACUGGUUUGAAUCAAAAGUUGUGCGUAAGAUAUUCGUAAAGAGCGCUCCAAGGGACAUAACUCUAUGGGGUUCGUUUGAAAUAAUGUUCGGCCGAUAGAGGGCGCGGGAGUUGAUUUUAUGCUGCGUUGCAUUAACCUUUUAAUUUAAUAUUGUCAUCUAAAUACGUAAUUUUGGGGGUAAAAAUUAUAUGGUAGUUUCCCUGAGGGCUGAUAGUUAGUAUUAUUGAGAGAAAUGCAUUUUUUACUUUUUAGAGAAGUGUGGUGUGAUAUAGUGCCUUUAAUUGUUACUUGUGACAGCACCAUGUAUUCUUAUACUUAUAAAAAUGAAAGCCCUACUAAAUACAACAGCUCGCAGCCACCUGACUCUAAAUCAUUACCCGGAUUACUGUCACGUGAUCAAAACUCAAGACUUGAUAUUUCCUGAAGUUUCUAUGUUUUUGUCAUUACUUUAAGUAAUAGCCCUUGUCGAAGGAAUGACACAUUUUCUCUUACACGUAUCAGAACACAUGCAUUGGUCUUACAUGAUUAUUGAUGUACGAUAUUUCGUGAUUCUAAUUGUGGACAAUGUAUUUCAGGUGCAAACACAUAUUGUGUGAAUUUCAUGACUAGCGCAUGUACUAUCCUGUUGUGUAGCCACCAGCCUCGCUCAUCCAUACCUCCCAGAACUGAUUCAGCUUUAAGAUGGUGCUUUAACCACCCCUAGUUGUUGUUAACAUGCCUUGCGAGAAUGCGGAAUAUGUACUGUUUUAAUGGCAAAUGUGAUACGGUGCUUAUACUUGAAAUGCAUAUAUUUUCAUGUAUGAUGUUUUCUUGAUUUAUACUGAUAUCGCAAUAUUGCCUAUUCAUGCUCUUAGCAGAACGUUAUUAAAGCCGUCAUUGUGCUUAUAA
Haliotis rubra (blacklip abalone) is the source of this 2787-nucleotide messenger RNA. RefSeq names its product mitochondrial amidoxime-reducing component 1-like. Gene Ontology annotation, molecular function: molybdenum ion binding; pyridoxal phosphate binding; molybdopterin cofactor binding. The transcript is spliced from 7 exons. Gene Ontology annotation, cellular component: mitochondrial inner membrane. Lineage: Eukaryota; Metazoa; Mollusca; Gastropoda; Lepetellida; Haliotidae. The record is from RefSeq and is a predicted model, not a curated record. Bases 161 to 1144 code for a protein of 327 amino acids. Gene Ontology annotation, biological process: nitrate metabolic process.